Messenger RNA from Dermacentor andersoni, 1952 nucleotides. Its product is annotated as Na(+)/citrate cotransporter-like. The record is from RefSeq and is a predicted model, not a curated record. NCBI's taxonomy places the organism in Eukaryota, Metazoa, Arthropoda, Arachnida, Ixodida, Ixodidae.
AAGCUUGGGGUGCACCCGCUGUACCUCGGCAUGCCGGUGGCGGUGACUUGCUCGUUGUCAUUCAUGCUGCCCGCCGCAACACCGCCCAACGCGAUCGUCUUCCAGAUGGCCGAAAUACCAGGAGGCGCAAUGGUCGGGCACGGACUCUUCCUCACCGCGCUGUGCGUCUCCGUGGUGAUCAUCUCGGCCAGCACGUGGGUACGAUUCGUGCUCGACCUCGGCGAGUUCCCGACCUGGGCCGCGGACAACGCGACGUACUACGUCUACAACGGCAGCGCCGAGCUCGAAAUGCGCCCUGUGCGCUACUGGCAAAUGUGACAGCUGCGACUACGCCGUGGUUUACUCGAGGACGCGCCAUCUUUCAGCUGCCUCUCUGAUGAUUUACUUUUUCUUUCGGUGUACACUUGUGCCGCUCACGCAUUUUAAUCGCACCGAUGCCUGUACUCUUCUUGUCUCGCCGUAAUAGUAACGCGUUAUAGCUUGACCCAGCUGUUGGUAUUGUGUGAAGUACGAACACACCUACCCUCUGGACAGGCUGUCACGUGGUGCGAUGUGUCAGCGUUGAUAUCGUUACGUGGACAUGCAACGGGUAGGAAAACUAUAAACCGGACAGCACAACGGGUAUUUGUUACGCGGUAGGGCGUUGACCUGUGCCCUGGAGAACAAAUGCGUCUGCACAGAUCUUUCGUUGUGCUCAUCAGAUAAGCACACAGUGCUUCUAGUCUGUAAUUUCGGGCGAUUCGGUUAAGACAAGCUAACUUGAAAGCCAUAUAGAAGGUCGCCGUGCGCAAUUGACGCAAGUAAGUUUUCGAGUGGUGUAUUAAUCGCGUUGUGGCUAAUGUAUUAAUCAAGGUAAUCUGGCAGCGUAUAUACUUACGCUAUAGUAGAUCUUUCUUACUGUGCUCAUGACAUCUAAAGGUCAAACGCGUCUGAUGUUUGACAAAGACUUGUUUUUGCAUAAUUCACUGUCAUCGAGAACAAUUUCAAAACGACGAUUUUUUUUGGCUAAACUUUUCCCCUCCCUCCGGAUUUCUUUAUUGCGAUAUCAAUUGUCUCAAGCUAGCGCCUACUCCCCUUAAGUGGCUCGCCUACAAGACAUUCAUAUGACCAAUCGUGGAAUGUACAAACGUGGUUUGGUUCCCUCACACAACGACUAAAUUAGCAAAAACUGGAAGGAGUGCAAAGUAAAGCCGUAAGAUUUGCGCAUAUUGAGUACAGGCGUCUUGACUCACCCACUCUUCUUCCAGCUGCAUCAUGUCUGAAAACGCUAGCGGAGAGUACGCCUACCGGAAAGAAGCGCGCCUAAAGUUUUUUUUCCAGCUUGUUCAUAAAAAUUUGAAAAGCCGCGUCUAAUUACACAUCGUUUUCCAAACUCGACUUACACGUCAAGACCAUCGAAAUAUGCUAACUGAAUAUUCCUAUCAAUAACACUUCUAAACAUUCUUUUUCUUUCACUAGCUGUGCGAGAAUGCAAUCAACUGCACCCAUCUAUCACAAGCACGAAAUCACUUCCUGAAUUCACUAGUACACUUGAAGGUUCUAAAGGACUAUUAAUUUGUCCUAACCACAAAUUACGCCACACCCCUCCCCUCUCCCAGAAUCAUUGUUCGUUGCGCCCUCGGGGAACGGUUGUUAUUGCUUAUUUUUUUUUAUUUUUUAACAUUUAUUUAUUUCCUUUAUUUAUUAUUUGAAUUUUUAUGUAGUUUUUUCCCCCAUUUAUUCAGUUUCAAAAUGAGUUAUGCAAUGUUGAAUGGCUGUUCUUAAUGUCUAAACGCAAUUCAAUCUCUGCCAAACACAAACACAAUAGUGUUUGACAGAAAUGCAUGAAAAACGCAUUUACAUAUUUAUGCAACCACUCUUUUUUUCUUUUCUUGUUUUUGCUACUGUAACCUCUUCCUCUUUUUCUCGUAGAUUCUUUAUACUUGUAUAAAAUGGAUCCUUGCCUAUUUGCA